CGCCCAUUUCAUACUUCUUGACCUCACGGGCUCCUCUAUCCGCUUCUUGGAACGUCAAGUUGGAUUAUUGUACCAUUGUGGUGCCGUAUAUUCUUGAGGCUCCGAACUGAGUUUGAUGUCAUUGUCAAAAAGGAAUUCUUUGGUGCUAUAGACUCAGACUGUAUCAACGGGUGGUGUCCACGGCUCCUAUGUCUGAAGGCGUUUAGCACAGCCGCCUCUUUACUGACAAGGCAAAUGUGCUUGAAAGGGAACCACCAAUACAUGCGGUGCAGCCAAAGCGCACUCAGCGCACGCACUGCACUAUGUACUUAACACCUGGGCGCAGCUUGUCAAGUUCUCAGCCUAAAAGGUCAUCGAUGAUGCAUGUGUGUUAAAUUUCAAGAAAAAAGGGAACAUUGGGGACUUGGCAAAGCUCCACACCCCUUUUUCUUUCUCUAGUCUUCUCACCAUCAUUAUUCCAUUUUCAAACCAAUCAAAAAGAUGGCAGACGUUCAACAACCAGAAGGCGAUGCGCCACCUGCUUAUGGACUUCCAAACAUUUCCAGAGAUGGCGAAAAAGUGGCAGAUAUGGAAUAUUACGAUCUUCUUGGCGUUUCUGCAAAUUCGACAGAAUUAGAACUUAAAAAAGCAUAUCGUAGAGCAGCAAUCAAAAGUCAUCCAGAUAAAGGUGGAGAUGAAGAAACAUUUAAGAUGAUUGGGGAAGCUUAUCGUGUUUUAAGUGAUAAUCAUUUACGCGCUGAUUAUGACAAACAUGGAAAGAAGAAGCCAACAGACGAAGUUGGUUUGAAAGAAGCAACGGAAAUGUUUGGUAACUUGUUUGGCGGUGAACGAUUCAUUGAUUUAAUCGGAGAAAUCUCACUCUUGCGUGAUUUCGGAAAAGCAUCUGAAAUCAUGAUGACAGAAGAAGAACGGGAAGAGAUUGAAAAGAAUAUGCGGGAAGAACAAAAGAAGAACAACCCCGAAGCUGCAGCUCCAGCUGAAAAAGCAACAGCAUCUGCAGGAGAGCCUACUACCACAUCAACGACUUCAACAAGUGAAGCAGCUGUUGCCGCUGGUAAAAAACCUGCCAAGCCAAAGCUCACGCCUGAACAACGACAAAAGCUUGAAGCUUUAGAAAAGGAAAAGCGAGAAGCAGAAGAAAAACGAAUCAUUGAUCUUACACAAAAGCUCAAAGAUCGUAUCAGACCAUUCGUUGAAGCACGUAAUCCGGGCGAUAAGGAUGAUUCUGAAACGCAAAUUUGGAGCAAAAAGAUGCAUCACGAAGCGGAAGAUUUGAAAUUGGAAUCGUUUGGAAUUGAACUUUUACAUACGAUCGGAAAUAUUUACCUUACAAAAUCUGCAACUUGGGUCAAAUCACAAAGACAGAAUUUCUUAGGCGUACCUGGAUUCUUUAGCCGAUUAAAGGAAAAAGGAAGUAUGGUCAAAGAAACUUGGGGUUUGAUGGGUAGUGCAAUGAGCGUUUUGGUCAGUAUGGAAGAUAUUGCCAGACGACAAGAAAAGGGAGAUGUGGACGAAGAAGAAAUGCGUAAAUUGGAACAAGAUAUGAGCAGCAAGAUGCUACUCGCGACAUGGAGAGGUGCACGUUCAGAAGUAAAUGGUGUUCUGCGAAAAGUGUGCGAUAAUGUCUUGCACGAGAAGGGUGUAGACAACAAGACCCUACUCUAUCGUGCUCGUGCACUUGCUUUCCUUGGCGCAAUCUACAAGAAUGUUCAACCUGAGGAAGGCGAUGAAGAACGAAGAGAAUUGGAAAGGUUGGUGGCUGAAGCAGCAGGAAAGAAUAAGAAAAAGAAGGAAAAGAGAAGCAGGUUGGGCACACCGGCAGCAACCGCCUCUCCUGCUGAAACCGGUACACCUGUACCUGAAAGCGCAGCCAAAGCAUGA
Meira miltonrushii is the source of this 1881-nucleotide messenger RNA. RefSeq names its product DnaJ-domain-containing protein. The transcript is spliced from 2 exons. NCBI's taxonomy places the organism in Eukaryota, Fungi, Basidiomycota, Exobasidiomycetes, Exobasidiales, Brachybasidiaceae. Bases 481 to 1881 code for a protein of 466 amino acids. Gene Ontology annotation, cellular component: cytosol. The record is from RefSeq and is a predicted model, not a curated record. Gene Ontology annotation, biological process: protein import into peroxisome matrix.